AUGUCGUCCCAACCUAAAGUUCUUUUUGUCCUCACUUCCCACGACCAGAUGGGUAACACUGGAAAGCCUACUGGAUGGUACUUGCCCGAAUUCGCACACCCAUACCACGUUCUCUCCCCCCACGCCCAAAUCAGCAUUGCCUCGCCUUCCGGCGGCGCCUCACCCCUCGAUCCCUCCUCAGUCGAAGCCUCAAAAGAAGAUGACGUAUCCGUUAAGUUCCUGAAGGAAAACGAGAAGCUGUGGAAGGAGACCGAGAAGUUGGAGAGUUUCCUAGGAAGAGCUGGAGAAUUUGACGCUAUUUUCUUUGUAGGUGGACACGGACCCAUGUUUGACCUCGCCACCUCCGCCACAUCCCACAAACUGAUCAACGAAUUCGCCUCCCAAAACAAGAUCGUUUCAGCAGUAUGCCACGGUCCCGCAGCACUUGCCUACGUCAAGACAUCCUCGGGCUCGUACCUCCUUGACGGCCACGCUGUAACAGGAUUCUCUACCAGUGAGGAAGACGUUGUUGGUUUGACCAGCGCCAUGCCGUUUAUCCUUGAGGAUCAGUUGAAUGUUGCCAGUGGUGGCAAGUUUGAGAAGGCUAGUGCGGAUUGGGGUGAGAAGGUUGUGGUUAGUGGGAGGAUUAUUACUGGACAGAACCCGGCCUCUGCUUCUGGUGUAGGAAAGGCUAUUUUGAAGGCUAUUCAGAAGUAG
This is a messenger RNA of Cadophora gregata, 696 nucleotides long. RefSeq lists its product as uncharacterized. The transcript is spliced from 4 exons. Gene Ontology annotation, molecular function: glyoxalase III activity. NCBI's taxonomy places the organism in Eukaryota, Fungi, Ascomycota, Leotiomycetes, Helotiales, Ploettnerulaceae. Bases 1 to 696 code for a protein of 231 amino acids. The record is from RefSeq and is a predicted model, not a curated record.